UAUAGUCUGUAGUUCCUUAGUAUCGGCAAAUACCAAUUAAUAAUUAUAUUUAUUGCAUCGUUCUGUAAUUCUAGUGGUUAGAAAUUAGAAUAUAUUUUACAAGCGAGAAAAUAUUCGCUGUCAGCUGACAGCACCUAUAUCCAUUACUAAGGGAGAUUUGGUAGAAGGAUAUGUUUCGACUUUUAUUUUUGUUAUUUUCGAUUGUUGUGAUAGCUUUCGAUGAUGACCCUGCACAACAAUUACCAGCAUUUAAAGAAAGGACUAAGGGGCCUAUCGGACUAAUGACGACAAGUAAUGGUGUGCCAGUUCCCUAUAGAGAGGUAUCUAGUUCUUUAAAUACCAAGUUCCUGUUUAAUGAAUACUUAUUGGAUUCUAUCACACACAUUAUACGAGAACGUAUCCCGGAACGUUUCGUUCACGCAAAGGGAGCUGCCGCUUUUGGUUAUUUUGAAGUGACCCACGACAUAACAAAUAUAUGUAAGGCGAAACUAUUCAGUGCUGUUGGGAAAAAAACUCCAAUAGUUGCUCGUUUCUCUCCGAUUAAUCCUGAGAGAGGAGGAAGUGACCUUUACAGAGACGCAAGAGGUUUUGCUGUAAGAUUCUACACAGAAGAUGGAAAUUUUGACAUGGUCGGAUUCAAUACACCCAUGUUUUCUAUUAAAGAUCCUAUCUAUUUCACGACAUUCACACACUCACAGAAAAGAAACCCAGCUACAAAUUUGUUUGACUCUAACAUGCUUUGGGAUUUCGUAACCGAGCGUCCUGAAUCCAUGCAUAUAUUUUUAAUGGUUUUCGGCGAUAGAGGUAUACCUUAUGCGAUUCGAAAUUUACCAGGUUUUAAUAUUCAUACUUAUCAAGUAGUAAAUGAAGCUGGUGAAUAUUACUUUGUGAGAUUCCAUUUCCUACCAAAUUCUGGAAUUAAACAUAUGGAUGCGGAACAAGCCAGAAUUAUAAGUGGAAUAGAUAGCGAUUAUCUUAUAAGAGGUUUAUACCGAGAUAUUGCUAAAGGUGAUUUUCCUUCAUGGUCGGUGUCUUUGCAAAUACUUACACUAGAAGAUGUGAAAAAUGCGGAUUUCAAUGUGUUCGAUGUAACAAAAGUACUCCCAUUAGACAAAUAUCCUUUACAUCCGAUCGGUCAAAUGGUUCUUAAUAAAAAUUUCGAUAACUAUUUCGCCGAAGUUGAACAGUUAGCUUUUAGCCCUUCAAAUUUGGUUCCUGGUAUACUGGGAGGCGCUGACAAAAUCUUCGAAGCAAGGCGAUUAGCAUAUCGCGAAGCGCAGUAUUAUCGUUUAGGAGUAAACUUCAAUAAGAUCCGCGUUAAUUGUCCAUUUAUGGGUCAUCCAUUAACAUACAAUCGUGACGGAACUGCUCCUGUGAGAGACAAUGAGAGGGACAUUCCGAAUUACUAUCCAAAUUCUUUCAAUGGGCCAAUUCCCUACAUGGAUUAUAAUACCACUAAAUUAAUAGAUAUUGUAGAGGAUGAACCUAAUAACUUUGACCAAGCACGAGAUUUAUACCAGAAUCAAAUGUCAGCGGAUGAGAAAGAAAGGUUGAUUGAUAAUAUAUUAUACAGCUUGGCGACAGCGACUAAAUUUCUUCAAGCAAGAGCAAUUACACUUUUAUCUACCAUCCAUCCUGAUCUCGGUAGUAGAGUAGAACAAGGCUUGUUAUCAAAUAUGACUGAAAAUUAUAUGAAUUUGAAAAAAUAGUGUUAUGCCUAAAUAUUUUAUUAUUUAAAUCUUAUUUCAUUCUUUUGUGCUAAUAAAAAAAAUUUAAUAUAUUA
Messenger RNA from Colias croceus (clouded yellow), 1783 nucleotides. RefSeq names its product catalase-like. The record is from RefSeq and is a predicted model, not a curated record. The transcript has 2 exons. Lineage: Eukaryota; Metazoa; Arthropoda; Insecta; Lepidoptera; Pieridae. Gene Ontology annotation, cellular component: peroxisome; mitochondrion; cytoplasm. Gene Ontology annotation, biological process: hydrogen peroxide catabolic process; response to hydrogen peroxide. The coding region runs from base 171 to 1709 and encodes 512 amino acids. Gene Ontology annotation, molecular function: catalase activity; heme binding.